Racocetra persica is the source of this 716-nucleotide messenger RNA. The record is from the annotation of a GenBank genome assembly. Lineage: Eukaryota; Fungi; Glomeromycota; Glomeromycetes; Diversisporales; Gigasporaceae.
GUCAAAAUUAUAGAUGUUUUAGUAGCCACAUCAUCUGCGUCCGUUGUUGGAAAAAUGAUAAUGUUGGCUCUUCUACAAAUAAGAAAAAGAAGACUAUUAAUUCUAAACUCAAGAGGAGGCGCUGUCGUUCAUUCCACCUCCCAUUGAGUGAGUAUUCCCCAGAUGUUUCGACAAAGUCCACUACUUCGGCGGUUGGAAAAUCGUCAAAAGAUGUGAGACUUUGGGAAGGAUUCUUUGAGGAGGUGAAAGAACACACCUUUAUCACGAAGAAAAACUCCAGGUUCCGGAAUUUGCAUAUCGGCACCCAUUUAAUAAAGAGAGGUCGCCAUAAAAAUGAUUUUGGAAGUGAUUCUGAAAAUGAUUCUGAUGAUUCUGUCGAACUAUAUAUUAAUUUAGAGGCCUUGCAAGAAUCUGCAUCCAAAGUGUUUCACAUGCAAUGUAUUUCUAUACAAAAGCUCAGCGAAGAAUAUAUUGGAAGAGUAGCAUUUCCUGAAUAUCCACGUUGGAAGACGGAGAGCGAGGUUGCAGUUAUGGAAUAUGUUCGCUUAAAUACGAAAAUUCCUGUUCCUAAAAUCUAUUAUUGGAAUAGUUCAAUCGAGCGUUUACCUGGUUGUCAUUUAUGUAAUGUAGUUGAAAUUGACUUCUUUGUUAAUGGAAGAGCAAUGGACCGAGGACCUUUCAACACGACAAAAGAAUAUGUUUUGGCUGCUAUCUGA